AUGCAGCAGCGUACAGCCCACCAUGUUGCGCCUAUUCACCACCUUGACCCCAAUUCCUACUCAAUGACUUCCCCAGAACUGUCCAUCACGUUGUCGGUAGCACAACUUCUGCAGUUCGAAGUCUGCGCCAGUCUCUCUGAGGAGCAGCCUCGCCUGCAACUUGGAACGCUGCAGCAGUCAUCUCUCCCUGCUGGAUCUCAGGAUCUGUCAUCGGUCGAUAUCAAGUUUGAAACGCAACUCGUCGACGGGCGGCGCAUCUUGCGCGUCUUUGCCAUCCCAAAAGCUGGGUUAUCCCGUACCAACAACACUUCAUCGCUGGACGCGUAUACUUUCCAACAUCGUGCGUCGCAUUUCGAGGAUCUAACGCGCAGCUCCUCCACGAGCUCUUGCUCAAACGCAAGCUCAACGAUCUCGUCACCAGCCGCAUUUGACUGCUAUUUCCCAGACGACCUAAUGAAAGACAUCAACUAUGAGUCCUUCCUGUCUUCAUUUUCCUCGUCGAAUAUGUACCUGGACCCUCUGGGAUCCGUAGACCAGCUACCUCCUCUAAAAGGCAACUUCCCUUCACAAUGCAACGAAGAACCUCUUCUCCUACAGUGCAUCGAUACACUGCCAUCUUUUACUCCCCAAAACCCUGAGACUUCGGAGGCAUGUUCAGGAACUUCCAGCACCACGUGCCAGCUCCCCUCGCCUGCACCGACUGAACCUGCCGUCUCCGCCGGUACCGACACUAGCGCAUCAAAUACACCAGCUGUGCAUCAUGAGGAGGAACCUGCAGGUCGCCGGCGGCGAGCGCGUCGAUUUUCGUGUUUGGAGCUAACGUGUUCGAGGAAAUUUGCGAGCAAGGACUACACAUGUCAACGCAUCAGCCGGGUAGAAACGUACGUCAUUCUCACAUCGAGCACUGCGGGUUGCUCGGGCCACUUCUCGGUGAUCACCCCACGUGUCUCAUAUCCAUCGAACGGUGGAGUCUCCGCAUUGCGGUCUUAUGGCGACCGGGAAUCAUUCCAGGAGCCGGUUAUGCGUCUACGGAAGCGGAAAUACAAGUUAUCCCUCCAGUGCAAGCUCCGAUGGAUAUACUUCCUUCCGCCCAACAGCGAGGCCAUCGCUAUCGGAGAAGUCAGAACGAUCUUCGUCGAGUCUUCAUUAAACUUAUGA
This is a messenger RNA of Coniophora puteana RWD-64-598 SS2, 1158 nucleotides long. RefSeq lists its product as uncharacterized. Lineage: Eukaryota; Fungi; Basidiomycota; Agaricomycetes; Boletales; Coniophoraceae. The transcript has 6 exons. The record is from RefSeq and is a predicted model, not a curated record. The coding region runs from base 1 to 1158 and encodes 385 amino acids.